Molecule: messenger RNA, 267 nt
Organism: Acanthamoeba castellanii str. Neff
Lineage: Eukaryota; Discosea; Longamoebia; Acanthamoebidae
Product: Actobindin, putative
Exons: 2
Coding region: 1-267 (88 amino acids)
Molecular function (GO): actin binding
Source: RefSeq, a predicted model, not a curated record
AUGAACCCCGAGCUUCAGUCCGCCAUCGGCCAGGGUGCCGCCCUCAAGCACGCCGAGACCGUCGACAAGUCGGCUCCUCAGAUUGAGAACGUCACCGUCAAGAAGGUCGACCGCUCCUCCUUCCUCGAGGAGGUGGCCAAGCCCCACGAGCUGAAGCACGCCGAGACCGUCGACAAGUCGGGUCCCGCCAUUCCUGAGGACGUGCACGUCAAGAAGGUUGACCGUGGUGCCUUCCUCUCUGAGAUCGAGAAGGCUGCCAAGCAGUAA